AUGCACCACGACUGUCAGUACCUCCCGUCCCCCGAAACCGACCCCGACCCACCACCCAUCGCCACCCCAAACUACAACAUCCCCAGCGACGCCACCACAACCACGACCGAAACCUACACCUCCACCGCCCACGGCCUCAUCCAGCGCCACCGCGUCCACCUCGCCCAGCUCGUCGCCCACCACUUUUCGCAAGGCAAUUUCCUCGACUGCCAGACGCUGUGCUACGAAGUCCUCGGCGCCCAGCCCUCGGAAGCCAUCGCCGCGCGCUGCCAUACGCUGUUGGCGCGGAAGGAGCUUCUGCCGGAUAGUGUGGAGGGCAGGGCGUGGCAUGCAAAGAAGGCGGUGCAGGCUUGGAGGACGGUGGUGGAGCGGACGGGGUUGUCGAGGUUUCCGGUCAAGGAGGCGAGGGUGGGGUACGGGGUUGCACAGGAGUUGAAGGUGGAAGCGGAUAUGGAGAUGGCGGAGAUGAAGGCGGCGAAGGUGAAGGGGGUUGGAGAGGGUGAGGAUGAGGAGUUGUGA
Molecule: messenger RNA, 519 nt
Organism: Saxophila tyrrhenica
Lineage: Eukaryota; Fungi; Ascomycota; Dothideomycetes; Mycosphaerellales; Extremaceae
Exons: 1
Coding region: 1-519 (172 amino acids)
Source: RefSeq, a predicted model, not a curated record